Molecule: messenger RNA, 4413 nt
Organism: Anastrepha obliqua
Lineage: Eukaryota; Metazoa; Arthropoda; Insecta; Diptera; Tephritidae
Gene: dup
Product: DNA replication factor Cdt1
Exons: 3
Coding region: 830-3094 (754 amino acids)
Biological process (GO): mitotic cell cycle; regulation of DNA-templated DNA replication initiation; DNA replication checkpoint signaling
Cellular component (GO): nucleus
Molecular function (GO): DNA binding; DNA polymerase binding
Source: RefSeq, a predicted model, not a curated record
CAACUUGAAGUUUUCCUUUCUACUAAGUUCCCAGUUAGUGCUUGCGCGAGAAUAUCUACGUAUUAAUAUCACAUUUGGAGUAUUAUUAUAACUGAUACAAAUAAACAAAUCGUUUUAAAGCUUGCAAUUCUUUACAAGUGCGCAUUACAAACUUUAUAUAUUUUCUAUUCACGAAAAUUUGUGUAAGUAGUUUUGUAACCAACGGAGACAACUAUAGAGGCACCGUUGUCCGGAAACAGCUGUUUGUCGAGUAUGUUUCUUUGAACGUAGUAGGCGGGGGAACGAGAUACUAUGAUUCUAAGAGCAGUGCAACACUAAAAGAAACUGGUAAAAAAUUUCCCAAAACAAAAGCGCGCGAAAGAGGGGAAAAUUGCGCGCUAAUUACCACUACUCAUAUAACAAGUUGAGCAAAAUUAAAUCUAUCGUAAAACUUAAAAGAAUGUAAACCAAAUUUAACAAUAAUUUGACUGUCAGUUUAAUUAAUAAAUAAUCGAUUGCAGACAGGUGUGAUCAUUUAAUUUGGAGAAUAUAAAUCUACAUUUUACUUACGACUUCAAUGAGAUCGCGUGCUCACACAUACAUAAAUACAUCACAUGCACACAGAAUACAAAGAGAUGUUGUGUGGUAUUGAAGAAUUUCUUUGAGCGUUUUGGAGGGAAAAUGCGUGUCAGUCGAAAUUUGAGCGGGAUAAAGAAUAGACGUAUGAGUUGACUGUGCGUUGCAGACCAUUGAUAAAAAAUACGUGCGCUUUGUGAAAUUAGAAAAAAUAAUUACAAGGAUAACAAAUAUUAAUACAAAGCAUUUAACACCUAAUUAAUUAUAUUAUAAAAUGUCGCAACCUUCGAUAGCUUCAUAUUUUAAUACGCGUAAGCGAGUCGCGACAGAUGAAGCAGCUACCAUAAAAAGUCGGCGUUUAACCGACGACAAUGCAAUAACUUCCCUUCCGCCUGGUCCCAGUGCUACGAUAAAUGAAAGUGAUGGCGACGAUAUUGCCGCCAUUAAGGCUGCUGCCUUGGGCAUACGGACGCGAUCCGGUCGCACUAUCAAGCGUACACUAUCCGGCACACAAUCAUCCACUGAAGUGUUUAAGAAACAGAGUAAACUGGAACAAACUCCGCUGCAACAACAAAAACUUGUGCAGUUCAUUAAAAAGGGUCCGAUGUCGCCACGUAAGAAACCAACGGCGAUUAAUGAGAUGCAGAAGAAAAAUGAACAAACGCCCAGUGCCACCAUAGAAACAAAACUUAUCAAUGCCUUCUCUUCGAAGGACAAUGUAACGAAUGUGUUACGCGGCCUUAAAACUCCAACUAAGCAAAUAAUCAAGGGCUCUGGGGAAACACCAUUGAAGCAUGAUGAAUUGAAGGGUCUAGUGCGCAAGGAACUCAAUUUCGAUGAAGUAAAGACCAAAUUGUCACGCAGCGCUAAACUGCAGCAAUUAAAGGCUUCCCUAUCGCGCAUACAAGAGCUUGAAAAGACACGCAAGACCCAUGAAGAUCGCAAUCGUCGUUUGCGCGAGGGACAAACCGUAUCUCCGCUGAAGCAAACGGUUCCUAUUGUGCAGCUUAAAGAAUUCGAUAAAAUUGAAUUGGAAGUAUUGACUAGCCCCGCAAAGACAUUUAAGACACCCACUAAAAUACCGCCACCCACACCAGACAAAAAUGAACUUAUGUCACCACGUCACACAGAUGUUUCGAAGCGUCUUCUCUUCAGCCCGGCCAAAAGGGGCUCUCCUUCCAAACUGGUGGUGCCACCUGCGUAUCAACGUUUUAUGAGCCUUGCCGAAUCAAGUAAAGCUGGUCAACUGCUAUUGCCUUUUAAAUAUCGUCAUCUUAUUGAGAUUUUCAAGGGUGUGGACUCCGUUUGCGCCAUGUUCCAUAAUCGCAAGGAGUGCAUAACAUUCAAAAAAUUGAAACCCGCUGUUCAACGGAUGAUACGGAAGAAUUUCACUGAAACACAUUUGGCACAAAUUAAAAGUGUGUAUCCUGAUGCAUUCAUAUUUUCACAAAUGAAAAUGCGCAACUAUGGCUCCACUUCGAAGGCAGACUAUUUCCAAUUGGUCAUUUGUCCCAAUGUCGAAGGCACCGCAGUGGAUAAAGUAAAACCUUAUAAUAUUGAGGAAGAUGUUGCCGAUAAUAUAUUGAACGCUGCUCAAACGUGUACCAUGAAUCCUCAAGUGAUGACCGAGCGUUUACAACGCUUUACAAACACUUUACUGCAACGCGUUCUAGAUGAGCAUGGAAAGUUUUUGCUUACACUCGAUCCACCAAUUAACAUUCCAAAGUCGAAAGUGACGCGUUGGCAUCCAGAUUUCGAUUUGGAGAAUUGUUCAGAGAUUGAAUGCGCUCACCUACCGCAGCCACCGAAUGUGGAAAAAUACUCUUCGGCACGCGAUAUAUUGUCUACAGCGCGUAAUCUUUUUAAUUGUGCCACGCCAAUGGAGCGUGCAUUAGAACGCUACGAAGCCAAGUUGAAAGCAACACGCGUAGCAGAAGAGAAGGCAAAUAAUGAAACCAAAAUUGCGUCAGUGCCUAUGGAAAAAGUGGAAAUCGGCAGUAAAGAUGUGGUCUCAACACCAGUUAAAAGUGUCACUUCAUCCACAGUGACAACUGUCGCAUCAGCAUUGCCAGAAACUCCAGUGACAACUGCAACUGCCGCUUCCGCAAACACAACUGGCACUAGUGACGCUAUGUCUAAUUUAUUGAAAGGUGUGCCAAAAUCUUUGUUGGAAAAAAUACGCGCUAAGCAAGCAGCAAAGGCGCUAGACGCUAUGACAAGGCGGCCAUCACAGGACCAAGAAGCCACUAUGUAUUCACGUCUGCCCGAGUUAGCACGUCAUUUGCGAAACGUUUUCAUUACCGAACGCAAGGGCGUGCUUAUGUUGGAUAUUGUGAUCAAAAAGAUACAGAAUAGUUACCGGGCAUGUCUGACGGCACAGGAAAUUGAAUCGCACUUGAAACUUAUGGCUAAAGAGGUACCAGCUUGGGUAUCCUUCCAUGAGGUGCGCAAGUCAAUGUACCUUAAAAUAGUACGUGAAAUGGAAUUGAAAAAAGUGAUUGCUCAGUUGGAAAAAGUAGCAAAUGGAAAGAGCAAAUAAGUUACCAAGGCGAAUCUAUUAAAGGUGGUGUUGGUAAAUCAGCUGAUUUGUUUUUUUUCUUUCGCUGUGUCCGUGUGGCUGUCAACACAGAAUGAAACAAGACGAAUUAAUUUGUUGAUUUCAACUUCGCCAAUACUUUGCCGUGACAAUCAAACGUACAAAACAUUGUUGGUCUAGUGCCACCACCUUUAAUAAAUGCGCCUUGUAAUUUACAGUGAAACUAUCUAAUUUUUUGAAACGCGUAGGUUUAUAAUUUUUGAGUUUAUGAAUCUAGUUGGACAAAAGUCGUUAAGCAAAUAUUAUUUUGUUAUGAAUAUUUUUAAAAGGUUUUUGCUAGUUUAUUUUAAGUAAAAAAAGUGGCCUACAUUUGAAUGCCACAAAUAAUACCCGCCAAUUUCGUUUACGGACAAAACUUCGUCAAUGUUUAUUAAAGUUUAGAUUGAAUUGAAGGUUUUUUUUGGCGAGACUCGCCUAUAUAUCUUUGUCACACAAUUAAUCUUAAGAAAUAAUGUUCAGUAGGUAAUGCUUAUGAUUAUGCCGUUUUUUAUAAUAUGUGUCUAGUGGACUGGCCUUAGAGUUAUCGAUGCAACAUUUUGCUUUUUGUAUUUAAGACGUGGCGUGCUUUUGAUUUGUGCAUUUUAUCUGAAAUUAUAUAAGUUAGACAUUACGAUAUAUUUAUUUUCGGCUAUUAUCGGAAAAUAACUUAAGGAGCAGUUAGGCGACAUGACUCGGGGCAACAAACCGGCUUUCCAUUCUAUCUGCUCCGUUCUUAAUUCCUAGAGUUAUAAGUACUACUACCACACUCUUGACUAUUUUGUCCGGAAUUUACACAAUUUUCUGUACUAAAAACAAAAAACAAAAAAAAAAUAUUACAAAUAUUAAUAAAAAUAUACUUUAUAUAAAAUUUGAGUAAUAAAGAAAAAUAUUUUGUUUGUCCGAAUUACUUAGCUUAAGCUCUUUGUUUUCUGUAUGUUGUACAAAUGUACUGUUAAAAGUGAAAAUUUUUAAAUUUGCAUUCAUUGAAAAUAUGCCAUUAGUCAAGUGAGAUUUUUGUUAUUUAGUAUUUUUAUUAAUGAUUUCCUCGUAUUGAUAUAUAAAAUAUAAUAUUUAAGAAGCAUUACACUUAAGGUGACACUGUAUUAGUUAAUUAGUUUGUAUGUCCAUUUUGGACAAUGUAAUUGCAAUUUCCUCAGAGAACUAUAACAUUCAUUCAAUCACGCAUCACUUCACUUAAUAUUCAUUUAAUUUAAAUGACCAGUAACUCUUGUUUAAAAUAUUCGCAUUCACCGUUUAUAAAUAUGAUAUAUAAUAUUUAAUGG